Parus major (Great Tit) is the source of this 3485-nucleotide messenger RNA. RefSeq names its product LTO1 maturation factor of ABCE1 (gene LTO1). Bases 21 to 440 code for a protein of 139 amino acids. The record is from RefSeq and is a predicted model, not a curated record. The transcript has 5 exons. NCBI's taxonomy places the organism in Eukaryota, Metazoa, Chordata, Aves, Passeriformes, Paridae.
GCGCGCCGUCCGCUCCCGGCAUGCCUCGCGCCGCCAUGGCUGACCUGUUCGAUGGCAUUGUGAUGGCCGAGCAGAGGUUCCAUGGGGAGGGGUACCAGGAGGGAUUUGCAGAGGGCAGCCACGCUGGAAUGGCUGAGGGCAGGAGGUACGGAGCACUCCAUGGAGCCAGGAUCGGCUCAGAGAUCGGUUGCUACCUUGGGUUUGCACUGACGUGGCACUAUCUGCUCCAGAAAUGCACAGAUGAAAAGAACAGCAAAAAAAUAAGGGCUCUGGAUUCAUUAAUAGGGAUGAUUCAGAAAUUCCCAUAUGAGGACCCCACUUAUGAUAAGCUGCAAGAAGAUCUGGAAAAAAUCAGAGGAAAAUUUAAGCAGGUUUGUUCCAUGCUAAAUAUUCAGUCUGAUUUUAGAAUUCGUACUGAGAGAUCUUCAUUAACAUUUUGAAUGCAACAAAUGAAGAUAAACAUGGAUGACCAAAGGAAAAAACCAUUAAAAGAAGAGAAGUGGAAAAGUGUUUAUCUUCUUUUAUGUUAAAAAAAUCAAAAUAAUGAAGAGAUGGAUGUUAAAGGGGAAAGAGAAAAUCACUGGACUUGCAAUGUUAUUUAACAUUUAUUAUGUCCAAGUUUUAUUUAGGCUAUUACACACACUAGUGUGUAAAUCUGUUAAAUAGAAAUAUUUGUGUUCAUUCUUUGCUAGUCUUGUACUGAUAAUUCCUCAAAAGGAAAACAAGCAUUUGCACAGUUUCCUUGUUUAAAGGAUGCCUGUUACUUAAAAAUCUGUGUAUGCAGAUCAUUCGGUCUACACAAUGUGUAGAUGCUGUGGGUGAAGGAAAAUAAAAUCAAUUCCCCGCAGACUUUGCAGCAGGAAAGAAUUAUGUGGGCAGGGGAUGGAAUGAUAAAGGGGGUCAGAAUGCAGAGGAAAAGGAUGAAGAUAAUCUGCUCAGAAUAUGGAAUUUGUACCUGGAUUUUCCAGUAGUUUUGCAGACUGAUGGAGGGAAGGGAGCAAACUCCACAAAAUCCAACUCCAACAAGUUAACAAUUUAAAUGGUGGGUGAGAUAAACAUGACUGCCAGAAGAGCUGUGAUUCUCAUUGACUGCAUUUAUUAGUGCCUCUUACAGAGACCAGCUUUUUAUGUGCCAGCCUUGUAAAGUGACCUCUUUAGUUUCAUUUCAAAUCAAUGGAUGCUGCCAGCUGCAUGUAUUUAACUGUGUCAGUUGAGAGAAAUACCUGGAACAGGCUUUGGCUUGGGCUGCUGGAUGUCUUUGCAUUCCAGUUCUGUAAGGAAUUCCAGAAUUCCUUUAUCAGCUGUACCCUGUGUGUGUCUGGCUUUGCAUCCAUGGCACAGUGCAGCCUCAUAAAGACAGAUUUGAGGUUUUUGGUUUCUGUAAUUGUCUUACAUGUGAAUUUUGAUACACACAGGCAGUGUCAGAGCCAUCUAGUGGAUGUGUGGGAUUGUAGGACCUCAAAAAUAUUUGUAUAGGUGAAGUUGUUAAAAUAAACAGUACAAAAUAUACAUGCUCAUGAGAAUUCUAAUUAUGUGGAAAAUUUUUUUGAAAAGAGUAACACUGAGAUAGGAAUUAGUUUGUACUUGUUUCAUCAUUUGCAAAAAUGUCUAUAAAAGCAAGGGCAGGGUUGUGAGAGCUCCAAGUCGAGCAUUUGUUUAGUAGAAGUGUGUGAUAUGUGAGUAACAAGCCAAGGUGCUGCUCCAGAGAUUGUAUCAAACACAGGUAUUUUUGUUCAGCUCAGGAGAGAAAGGGUCUUUUGCAAUCAGAUGGUGACUGUUAGUUGGAAAAUUGGUUUGGUGGCUAAUUUUCUUGUAUUGCUUUAGCUUUAUUUUUAAUAAAAUAAUAUAAUAAAUUAUUAUAUAAAUACAUGUGUAUAUACUGAACUGUAAGUAUUGCAUCAACCAGGAUUUCCAGCUAGGAUGUACCAAGUUUGGGUUAUCUAUUAGGUCUUUAACUUUUUAAUUAGGUCUUUAAUUAAGUUUCGUAUGUGUGUACACACUGAUGGAAUCUCUUCUUCCCUGAGUCUCUAUUUUUCUGACUGUCUUCUGUUUCACACCUUGUGUGGGCCUGAUUUGGUUUAUGAAAUGAGGCAGAGUUCAAAACUCUGUUGGAUGUUCAGUUGUGUGCUUUCUUCAGUGCCAGUUUUUUUGUUUCCUGCAGUGAGUUGUGGGGGUUUGUGUGCCGUUCAGGGCUGUGGCAGCAGAACAUUCCCCGUAGCAUAGCCCACGGGUGACAUGGUGACACCACCUUCCCAAAAGCACCUCCAGGGAGGAAGGCAUCUGAGCAGGUCAGGAACACACAACACACCAUGGAUAGCUGCUCAACGGCAGGGAGUCAGGAAGGGUCUUUGUGUGGAGCUCCAGUGGGGUUUAUUGAAGCCACACACUGAAGUGGUCCAGGGACAAAGAAGGCUACGCUGAGGGUACAGGAUUAUAUAAGGGUCCAAGGGGGUGGAUCUGAGGGUCAGGGUCCAAUAGGGAUAGAGUGAAGUGGUCCAUAAGAGGGGUUAGAACCUCUCUCCCAAGAGAGGGAGAACCAGUGGGGUGAUAGGGCUGGAACACUGUACCAAACUGGGGCCAAUGGGGAAACAGGGGAAGAGAGGCUUAUAUAAAAGGUAGAAAGGGGUGGGAUGGCCAACAGGGUAUAUAGAAUUGGGGUACAUUAAAAUGGCAGUGCAAAGAGCUAUGGGGGAAGGCCUUUUUCUUAUUAUACCUCUUUCUUUUCCAUUUUAUACCUCGGAGGCUUCCCUCCAUGCCAUCACUACCCUUGACACUGGAGCAUCCACAAUUCUCAGCAUUCUGUAGAGGUGUUUUUUAUGUCUGAUUUAAGCUGAGGUUUUGGGUAUGCCUGAUUUAAAGCCCAGGUUACAUUAAGAAUAUUAAUUUGUCUUUGUCAAAGGGUCAGGAAGAUAUAGAAAAAUAUGCAGCCUUGUACAUUAUGAUAUUGAUUAUUAAUAAAGAAGGACAUAGAGAUUGUGUCUUGGUGCUGAUUGUACAAGAAGUUUGAAAUUUUGCACAAGACUUAAGACUAUUAUCUCUGUACUCAUUCACCACUCCUAGUUAUAGCUCAGUAGUUAGAGAGGAAUGUUUGAAACAUUUCACUCAUGAAUUUCUGACUUGCCUAGACUGCUUGUUUUGUCUCUUCAUAAUCAUCUUUCAGCUGAGCCUGUGGAAUAUGGAAUUUUAUUAAAUGGUGGAUACACAGCUCAUUAUUUCUAGGCUGCUGAAGUCAUUGCAGUCCAGAAGAGUUGUAAUUUUCCUUUCUGCAAUGUGUGACAAGUACAAGAUACAGAGAAUUUUGAGGCAUCAGCAGAGAGGUAAACUUUGAAUACCAUUUGGUUAAGUUCCCAAGUACAAUUCUUGUUCUCUCGUCAUUAAGCAACUUCCUUUCCAUGUCUUGUCAACUGUACUAAAGGUGAUCAAUUUCAGCUUUGAAUGAAUAUCUGUAAUCAACAGAAAUGGGUGAAUUAAAUCAGAAAAAAAGA